AUGGGCUGUGUUUGCAAAGCAAACAAAAGUAAAGAGAACGAGAAAACAGCAGACAUAGAAGUUUUAAACAGAAUUUCUCAAAUCCCAAAACUCUCAAAAUCCACAAGCACAUUCGAUUUGGCUGUAAAACCACAAAUAACUCGCUCUGGAAAGUUCUUGUUUAUUAUUGUAGAAGAAAGCUCAAUGCUAGAAGAAGCUUCUUUAGCAACUGGCAAAUCUUUUGCGCUACAAACAAAUUCUGACCUCAAAAGUUAA
This is a messenger RNA of Blepharisma stoltei, 255 nucleotides long. The record is from the annotation of a GenBank genome assembly. NCBI's taxonomy places the organism in Eukaryota, Ciliophora, Heterotrichea, Heterotrichida, Blepharismidae.